Penicillium riverlandense is the source of this 1533-nucleotide messenger RNA. RefSeq names its product cytochrome P450. Lineage: Eukaryota; Fungi; Ascomycota; Eurotiomycetes; Eurotiales; Aspergillaceae. Gene Ontology annotation, molecular function: heme binding; oxidoreductase activity, acting on paired donors, with incorporation or reduction of molecular oxygen; monooxygenase activity. The transcript has 3 exons. Bases 1 to 1533 code for a protein of 510 amino acids. The record is from RefSeq and is a predicted model, not a curated record.
AUGCUGGUGACUCAGGAAAACAUCUCUUUCGUUGUCCUCGGGCUUUUGGCCGCCUACUACUUGGUGCCCUAUCUGCAGCGAUGGCGGCUGCACGACAUCCCCAGCCCGAGCCUUGCCGCGUUUACCAAUUUGUGGCUACUACUGCAGGCCCGACAGGGUAAGCGCUAUUUGGCGGUCGAUGAAAUGCACAAGAAGUAUGGCACUCUAGUGCGAAUUGCGCCUAAGCACGUCUCCGUUGCCGACGAUGCUGCCAUCCAGACCAUCUAUGGUCACGGGAAUGGAUUCCUAAAGUCCGACUUCUACGAUGCUUUUGUCUCUAUCCGCCGGGGUCUAUUCAACACGAGGGAUCGGGUAGAGCACACUCGCAAGCGCAAGACUAUUUCGCAUACAUUUAGCGCAAAGUCUAUUAGCCAAUUCGAGCAGUACAUCCACGCCAAUAUUGAGAUGCUUGUUAAGCAGUGGAAUCAGCUCUCCGAGCCCCUAGCCAACUCUAAGGCUUAUGCUAGUAUUGAUGCGCUCAAUUGGUUUAACUACCUAGCCUUUGACAUUAUUGGCGAUCUAGCCUUCGGUGCUCCCUUCGGCAUGCUCGAGAGGGGCAAGGAUAUUGCUGAGAUGCGCAAGACCCCAACCGACGCACCUAAGUAUGUGGCCGCCGUUCAGGUGUUAAACCGUCGCGGCGAGGUCUCCGCUACCCUAGGUUGUCUAUCGGCUCUGAAGCCCUACGCCAAGUACCUCCCUGAUCGCUUCUUUACGCAGGGCAUCGAGGCAGUUGAGAAUCUAGCUGGCAUUGCUAUCGCCCGAGUCAAUGAGCGUCUCAAGCCUGAGGCUAUCGCGAAUAAUACUCGGGUUGACCUUCUUACCCGCCUAAUGGAGGGCGUUGACGAGCACGGCAAUAAGCUUGGCCGGGAAGAACUUACCGCUGAGGCGCUAACCCAGCUGAUUGCCGGCUCGGACACAACUUCUAAUACCACAUGUGCUAUCCUAUAUUGGUGUCUAUCUACACCCGGGGUAAUUCCUAUGCUACAGAAGGUCCUAGAUGAUGCUAUCCCGAAGGAUAUCGAAGUCCCCACUUAUGCAAUGGUUAAGGAUGUCCCCUACCUCCAAUGGGUCAUUUGGGAAACCAUGCGGAUCCAUAGCACCUCUGCUCUAGGCCUUCCGCGCGAGAUUCCUAGCGGUGCUGGCCCUAUCGAUAUUGCCGGCCAUACCUUUAUGCCCGGUGACGUCCUCUCUGUCCCUAGCUACACUAUUCACCGCUCUAAGGAAAUCUGGGGGCCAGAUGCCGAGAGAUUCGUCCCGGAGCGCUGGGAAAACGUUACCGCACGCCAGAAGGCCGCGUUCAUUCCUUUUAGCCACGGCCCGCGCGCUUGUGUCGGCCGUAAUGUCGCCGAGAUGGAGCUGCUCGUCAUAGGCGCUACUAUAUUCCGUCUCUUCGACUUCCGGAUGGAGCAGGAUGGUCCCAUGGAGACCCGCGAGGGAUUCCUGCGCAAGCCGCUUGGUCUACAGGUUGGUCUGCGUCGCCGAACCCCUGCAUAA